Galeopterus variegatus (Sunda flying lemur) is the source of this 614-nucleotide messenger RNA. RefSeq names its product T-cell receptor-associated transmembrane adapter 1. Gene Ontology annotation, cellular component: T cell receptor complex. The transcript has 6 exons. The record is from RefSeq and is a predicted model, not a curated record. NCBI's taxonomy places the organism in Eukaryota, Metazoa, Chordata, Mammalia, Dermoptera, Cynocephalidae. The coding region runs from base 1 to 564 and encodes 187 amino acids. Gene Ontology annotation, biological process: positive regulation of T cell receptor signaling pathway; negative regulation of receptor recycling.
AUGUCAGGAAACUCUGGAUGCCCCUUUUUUCUCUGGGGACUUCUAGUCUUCUUGGGUUUGGCUCUGGUUAUAUCGCUGAUCUUCAAUAUUUCCCACUUGGUGGAAAAGCAGCGACAAGAUAAAGUAUACAGAUACUCUGAUGACUACAUUCCCAGGGAUGAUGAAUAUUAUAUUGAAGACACACCAGUUUAUGGUAAUUUAAAUAAUAUAAGCCCAGAACCAGUGGAUGAAAAUUGCUAUGAACAAAUGAAAGCCCAACCAGAGAUAUCUGUAAAUGAGAUGCAAGAACACACCCCAUCUGCACAGGCAAUGGCUGAAACACAGAUGUGCUACGCAUCACUUAAUCACAGCUUUAAGGGGAAGCACAGAAAGCCCAGGAAACAGAAUCCCUACUUGUCAGACAAGGAUGAAGAUGAGCAGUUACAUGCACUGCAUACCAGUGUGUCUAAGAGCACUUUGGUGGACCGUUUCUCACCAGAAAACCAGGCAAUAGAGGAAAACAUUCAUGACGACCCUAUCAGAUUGUUUGGAUUGAUUCGUGCUAAGAGAGAACCUGUAAGCUAGCUGGACUAUGACCUUGCUCAGUGAUUUGGCAGGAAAUCAUAGAGAUGGUU